This is a messenger RNA of Klebsormidium nitens, 2022 nucleotides long. Lineage: Eukaryota; Viridiplantae; Streptophyta; Klebsormidiophyceae; Klebsormidiales; Klebsormidiaceae. The record is from the annotation of a GenBank genome assembly.
GGGGAGCUUUGUAAUCUUUCUGGAGGCAGCUCGAAGACUGUGAAGGCCCGCCCUGGCCUCAGGCUUGUUUGAUGGGCGCCACAGCUGAUGUCAGACUACCUCAAUACGUAUCAAUCUAGCGGGUAAGGGAGGAGAAACAGACGCCCAUGGCUGAAGCAGGUUCAUUGGAGGACCCCACGAUGGAGGCGGGGUUGGCCCAAGAAGAAACAGAGCCCCAACAAGUAGGGGAGGCAGAAGAUGCUCCCCCCCCACCUCAGGAGGCAAUUGAACAGCCUGAGGAGGCAAUUGAGCACUUUGAGGAUGCAACUGAGCAGCCAGCAGAGGCAAGGGAGGAGCCAAAAUACCGAGAGAUGGGUACAAUGACUUCUGAUUUUGAGGAGUUGGCGGGGAUGGUGUUUGUGCCAGCCCCCAAGCCUGACGCUCAGGAGAACGGAGGCGAGGAAACCAUGCUGGCAGAAGAAGAGACUGAGCCUGAGCAGAAAGACGAGGAGCCAGUCAGGAAGGUGUCGUUGUAUGUGGAGGCGGUUCCGCCUGCGGCUGAGCUCGAGGGAGGGCGGCAACUAGCGGUAGCGGAAAAUGGAGCACCAGUGGAGGGGACUGAGGAGGUAGCUGCUGCGGAUGAGCAGGCAGAGGGGCGGGAAGUGCUCGCGGGGAGCUCUGCUGACGCCAAGAAGAGAAGGGGCCUGCGGUGUGAGGUCUGCAAGAGGGUGAAAAAGGCGGGCUGCGGCACCGACAGCGCGCACCCGCGCUGCGAGCGGCGUCCGAACGGCGACAUGCCGGCGGUGGCGCAACUCACUGUGGAGCACGUGAUGAAGCUCAGCGCCACCGACGAGGACGAGCGCGUCUCGCUCUGGUGCCCUGCUACCGGGGCCCGGCUGAGCGGAAUGGCGGCGCCGAUGUUGAGGAAUCUGCCGGCGUGGCUGACGGCGCAUCCCGGUUGGGAGCCGGUGGAAAAGCCGCCUGAGGGAACACCAGCGCGGAAAAGGAAACGUGCCCCGGCCGCUGCCCCAGACCAUCUCCUGACGGCCACCGAGUCCGACGGGUCGGAGCAUCCAUCUCCUAUGGCAAACCCUCCCCAGACACCAAACCCUACGGGGAGCCCCCCCGUGUCUGGCACCCCCAGCCAGGCUAAGCCGUAUACCCCCUCCAGGCUGGGGACGGAGACCCCCAUGACGGAGGAGGAGCGCGAGCGGCAGGCGGAGGCGCGGCGGGUACGCAAGGAGCUCGGCCCGCGCUGCGAGGUGUGCCAGGUCAUCAAGAAGGCCGGGUGCGGGACGGAGGACGCCAACCCGCGCUGCCUGCGGCACCCCCGCAGAGGGGAGCCCGGUCUGCUUGAGGCCGCGGCGUCGCCCCCGCAGGUGCCUGCGGAGAAGAGGUCCGUCGAGAAGAAGCCGCUGUUCAAGUACGAGGGGGGUCGCUGCGAGGUCUGCACGACGAUCAAGAAGGGCGGGUGCGGGACCGAGAGUGCGCACCGGAGGUGCUUGAAGAACCCGCGGGGGCCGCAGUCGUCAAUGAGCCCCCUGAAGGCGCUACCCGGAAACGAGAACGACGACAAUCAGGAGAACGAGGGCGAGCAAGGUCCCAUGCUGAUAGAGCAGCAACGAGUCACGCUGUGGCACCCGGAAAAGAAGCAGAAGCUCUGCGGAAUGGCCGCUCCCAUGUUGAAGAACCUCGAAAACUACCUAAAAAUGCAUCCAGGCUGGGUGCCAAUCCAGAAGAUUGAUGAAGCCGUAACUGCGUCGCCCGCCGAAGAAGUGAUUGAAGCAGAGUAGAGGCGGCCUUCUAAGGCGCCGUCUAGGUGUAGUAUUGAUAUCCCUGCUACUUGGAAGAACACCUUGUUUGAGUAAGUAAAGGUUGUAUAAUGUAUAAUCGAUAAGACUGAUUGACACACUCUUGUGAGACUGGAUGCCCAUGCAUCACCAACGACUUCGAGACUCGGGUGUUCUAUGUUGCUUAAGCCUGCCCCUAGCAACAAAAGAAUAUGCGAACCUCGAUGACUAUGUUGCGCAUGGCGGCCCGGCC